This is a messenger RNA of Metarhizium album ARSEF 1941, 786 nucleotides long. RefSeq lists its product as uncharacterized. The transcript has a single exon. Lineage: Eukaryota; Fungi; Ascomycota; Sordariomycetes; Hypocreales; Clavicipitaceae. The coding region runs from base 1 to 786 and encodes 261 amino acids. The record is from RefSeq and is a predicted model, not a curated record.
AUGGGCCAGGAGUACUCGGCGCCCAGCCCCGGGGCCAAAUUUCAAGUCAUAGGCGCCGGUCUCCCGCGCACCGGGACGGCCUCCUUCUCCGCGGCCCUCGCGAUCCUCCUCGACGGGCCCGUAUACCACGGCGGCACGCAAAUCACACUCGGUCCCGAGCACGAGGUGAAGACCUGGCUGCGCGUCGCGGCGCAAUGGCCGCCCUCGACGCGGGCCUCCCGCGAAUCUGUCAAGUCCCUCAUCGCCGGUCGCCUGCGCGGCUUCGUCGCCACAACCGACUACCCUGGCCUCAACUACGUACAGGAACUGGUCGAGCUGUAUCCUGACGCCAAGGUUACCUGCACAGUGCGCGACGUGGAGUCCUGGCAGAAGAGCAUGGCCGUCGUGGGCAACGCGGCGACCAAGUGGUUCAUGAGAAUUCUCUUCCUGCCCAUGCCGUCGCUGAGAUACUUCCCGGCAUUCAUCGACACGGUCAAGGACCAGUGGCACGGCCGCUACGGGGAGACGGCGUCACCGUCUGAGGCUACGUACCACAGGCACAUGGAGUGGCUGAGAGAGGUCGUGCCGGAGAAAAGAUUGGUGUUUUUUGACGUCCGGGAUGGCUGGGGCCCCCUCUGCGAGAUCUUGGGCGUCGACGUGCCGAACGUGCCAUUUCCGAGGGUCAACGAUGGGGAGGCCAUUGCGAGGUCGGCCGCGAAACAGUUUCGGCGGGCGCUCCGGAGAUGGAUGCUGAUUGCUGGUAUUAUCGCGUGCGUCGGGUACGGAGUGACGUGGAUGAUGAGAUGA